Molecule: messenger RNA, 2576 nt
Organism: Paramisgurnus dabryanus
Lineage: Eukaryota; Metazoa; Chordata; Actinopteri; Cypriniformes; Cobitidae
Source: RefSeq, a predicted model, not a curated record
UGGCUAGAGGGCGCGCUAUGCGGAAGUGAUUGAAGAAGCGCCCACUGGAUUCUGCAGGAGCUCAGCCGUCAGACUGCUUUAUUACAGAGGACUAUUAUAUUAUCCAAAACAUAUCAUAUUAAGCAUCAACUUCGUCAUGUCGAAAAACACCAUUUCCGAUCGUUUCCGGAAAGUGGACGUGGACGAAUACGACGAGAACAAGUUUGUAGACGAAGAAGAGGGAGGAGAAAAUCAGCUGGGUCCAGAUGAGGCAGAAGUGGAUUCUCUCAUCAGACAUUCCCUCUGCAAAGGGAACCUCAUGGGUGCACUGCAGGCAGUGUUAAAAAACCCACCAAUCAACACAAAGAAUCAAAAUGUCAAGGAUCGUGCUGAAGGUCUGGUACUGAAGGUGCUCAGUUCCUUCAAAAGCAGUGAUAUAGAGAAAGGAGUUCAGUCUCUGGAUAAGAAUGGAGUGGACUUGCUGAUGAAAUACAUUUAUAAAGGGUUCGAGAAACCAUCUGAGAACAGCAGUGCAGUCCUGUUGCAGUGGCAUGAAAAGGCUCUCUCUGCAGGUGGAGUGGGCUCCAUCGUGAGGGUCCUAACAGCCAGAAAAACUGUGUAAACUGCAAGGCAAUUACCACAGUGAACAAAGAAAUAAAAACCCAGUGGCAGGAUAUCUUGCUGAGACCCUCAAAACAAAGCGAUGACCUUCUAGAGGGUGCUAUAAAGGACUUCUCAUUAUCUGAUUUCUAUAUUAAUAACCGGCUGCUUUUCUUCUCUUUCAUACGGUAUCGCCCUUUAUUUACUUUAUCAUUUAGUCCACAUGACUACCCAUAGCUUUAUAUCACUCUUUAUACUCUCACUUCCUUUACAAAACCACAUAGCAGAUCUAUUAGCUUACCGGUAGCUUCUCUCAGGAAUACUUUUAUAUACUCUUCUGUACUGUGACUUUUAAAGUUUUAUCAAAAGUUGCUUACCUGUACUAUACAUCUGUUUUAAUGUAUGUUUUAAGUAUUAAUGUUAAUAUAGGCUACUUACUGUACUACUCUGCAUGUGUUGGAAUGACCUGAAAUGAUUGAAGAUGGGAUGGACCUGUGUGUUUUCUUCACAUUGCCUGUGUUGGAUAAAGAUGAUUAAUUUCUGAUGCAUUACACCUUUUCGUUAUGGAUCUCCACAUUUCACCAGACAUCAUCCCUAAGUAUUAACUGACCAUCACACAGGUUCAGCUAGCUAAAAUACUGAAGUCUGAUUAAACCUCAAACGUAUUCUGCGAGUCUUAUCUUUGAAACAGCGGUUUCUCCCAUCUGACAUUUACUUGGCAAAUUGAGAAAUUUCUUUAAAAGUCACUGACUUUAUUAACUCUAUGGUCUUAAUGUAUCUAUGUCUGCAUUUCAAAUGGCAACAUUGCAAAGCACUUGUUGGCCAUGGACUGUUGUACGUGUGUGUUAGAGGAUUUGUCUGUAUCCAGUCGUGUGUCAGGAGGUUUUUAAGCCAAUGAUGUUGAAUGCAACAAAGCUGAUUGCUUGUGAUCCAGUCUAUUUUGAGAAAUUACACUUGAUCACAGGGACCUGGUAUCUAAUGCAGUAACAAUGGCAAAGUGCAAACGCUCAAUAAACCAAACUAAUAUAAUGACUGCCUUACAGAAUAUUCCUUUUUUAAGUUUAUGCUUUUGUGAUUUAAUAAAAAAUACCUGUAUAUCUUGAUUGUAUUUUCAUUAACAUUCUAUACAGUAACCAGGUAAAAAAAAGUGCAUUAAAAUAAUACACCUUAACCCUAAGGCCAUUUUUGUUUUAAUUUUUGUUGUCUUAAUUUGGCCACAACUUUCUCUGUGUUUCUGCAAAUGGAAUGAUUUUUGGUGACAAAUUUUAUAUUUAGACAUAUUUUGAGAAAAUGCUUUGAAAUAAAAAACCCAAUAUACAGUGGGAAAAUUUACUACCCUUUCGUGUACAAAAAAGCCACUAAAUUAAACGGCUGUAAAAAUGUAUCAAAUAAUUUUUUUUGCAUAAACUUGUUAAACUACCAAUUGUUUAACUAAAAUGCAUCAAAGACAAUGUUUUUACUAAUCCAUGACAUGGCCAAGACUGGUAAAAAAUGGAAAAAGUCCAGUCCACAAUCACUAUUGAAAAUCAGUCAUUUGUGCAUUUUUUCCCCAAAUCGGUGGCAUCACUUAUGAACUUGGCAAAGAGUUAAAAUCAUGGAAUUUUUGUAAACAUUUGGUAGUUUUGAUCAGUAUUGAGGGUGAUUAACAGAUUUAUUCAAAAAACUGAAAAAAAUCUGAUAAAUUUAUACAGCAGUUUAUUUUAGUUACUCUAAUUUAGUUUGACAGCACGCCAAAUACAUUUACAAAUUUAAUCUAUCCAACUUAUUUGUAAGUGAGAACUCGUGAACAACCCGAAAGGGAAGUGCAUUUGAACAACCCACAAGGGUUAAGUACAGUAAGUGUACUUUUCAGUCAUUUUGUAUUUUGCUUGCUUUGUGUAUGCUUGUGCAUUGUGCAAUUGUGUAUGCUUUCUUCAAUACCUACAGUACUUACAACAUACAUUGUCACAAUGUAACAUACCAUAUGUUACAAUAAAAUAAACUUAAGGCUGACGUUC